AUGGCUUCCGUAGAGUCUUCCAUGGAGGCACAUCUCCACCUCUAUGAAAUAUUUCUUACAGCAGCCAAGCCCAUGGCCCUUCAAGCAGCUAUCUUGGUUAACAUUCCUGACAUUAUUGGUAGUGAAAAUCAGCUCUCCGUGGAGGAAAUUGGUUCCCAUAUUUGUGCUUCCACAAACAAACCUGUCCACAUAGACUGCCUCUCUAGAAUCAUGACACUUCUGGCUUCCAUUGGAGUCUUUACUGAAGAGACCACAGCAGAUAACAGAGGCAUUCCUCAAUUAAAAUAUGGCCCAACUGGCCUCUCUCAAUUGCUGGCAAAUAGUGAGCCGCAAGAAUCCUGUGCGCCCACUCUAUUGUUCUUGAAUCAAAAUAUUGUGAGACAAGGUUAUCAGUAUCUUCAUGAUACUUUCAUAGAUGGCUGCCAACCAUUUACUGGCAUGAGCAUUUUCGAGUACAAUAGCAAGAAUCCUGAGGCAAAUAGAAUUUUGAACGAGGCCAUGACUGCUCAGACAAGCUCUGUAAUGGCAUCUGUGUUGAAGGCGCAUGAUGCUGUCAUAGAUGGCAUGAGCAUUUUCGAGUACAAUAGAUGUCAUGGCAAAUAG
This is a messenger RNA of Cryptomeria japonica (Japanese cedar), 603 nucleotides long. Its product is annotated as caffeic acid 3-O-methyltransferase 1-like. Gene Ontology annotation, molecular function: protein dimerization activity; O-methyltransferase activity; S-adenosylmethionine-dependent methyltransferase activity. Gene Ontology annotation, biological process: methylation. Lineage: Eukaryota; Viridiplantae; Streptophyta; Pinopsida; Cupressales; Cupressaceae. The record is from RefSeq and is a predicted model, not a curated record. Bases 1 to 603 code for a protein of 200 amino acids. The transcript has a single exon.